AUGGACGGAGGCGCUCUCCCCACCUGGGCCCUCUACGCGGCGGCGCUUCUGGCCUCCGCCGCCAUCUUGAGGGUCCUCUUGGCGUCCCACCGGAAGGAGCGGCCUCCUCCGCCGCCGGGCCCCCGGCCGUGGCCCAUCGUCGGCAGCCUGCACCUCAUCGGGGAGCUGCCGCACAGGUCCAUCCACGAGCUCUCCCGGAAGUACGGUCCCAUCAUGCAGCUCUACCUGGGAUCGCAGCGGGUGGUGGUGGGGUCGUCUGUGGAGAUGGCGAGGGAGUUCUUGAAGAAGCAGGACCUCGUCUUCGCGUCGCGGCCGCGGACGGCGGCGGGCAAGUACACGACCUACAACUACUCGGACAUCGCUUGGGCCCCGUACGGGCCGUACUGGCGGCAGGCGAGGAAGUUGUGCCUCACUGAGCUCUUCUCUGCCAAGCGGCUCGACUCCUACGAAUACAUCAGGCUGGAGGAAACGCAGCGGAUGCUGGCCCGGCUCGCCGGCGCCACCACCGGCGGCGCCGCUGUGUUGCUGAAGGACCACCUGAACUUGCUGAGCCUGAGCGUGAUCAGCCGGAUGACGCUGGGGAAGACGUACAUCGGGGAGGAGGCGGCGAUGGACGUGGUGUCGCCGGAGGAGUUUAAGAAGAUGCUGGACGAGCUCUUCCUCCUCAACGGGGUGCUCAAUAUCGGCGACAUGAUCCCCUGGCUGGACUUCCUCGACCUGCAGGGCUACGUGAGGAGGAUGAAGGCUCUGAGCGUGAAAUUCGACGCCUUCCUGGACCGCGUCCUCGAAGAGCACGAGGACCGCCGGGGGCGGGCGGGGCCGGAGUUCGUCCCUGCCGACAUGGUCGACGUGCUGCUGCAGCUCGCCGACGACCCGAACCUCAGCGUCAAGCUCACCAGAGACGGCGUCAAGGGCUUCACCCAGGUGCGCCCCCGGCCCUACUCCCCAACUCUGUUACGCCAUCUCCCACCUCUCGAUUGAGCAAAAAAUAUAUUUUUGGUCUGCAGGACAUGAUCGCAGGGGGGACAGAGACCUCGGCAGUGACAGUGGAGUGGGCGAUGGCGGAGAUUCUCCGGAGGCCGGAGAUCUUCGAGAAGGCGUGGGAGGAACUCGACCGGGUGGUGGGGAGGGAGCGGUGUGUGGAGGAGAAGGACAUCCCGAACCUGCCCUUCAUCGAGUCCAUAGUCAAGGAGACGAUGCGGCUCCACCCGGUGGUUCCCAUGCUGAUCCCCCGGUACAGCCGGGAGGAUACGACGGUGGCGGGGUACCACGUGCCGGCGGGGACGGAGGUGCUGGUGAACGUGUGGACCAUCGGGAGGGACCCGGCGGUGUGGGACUCGCCGGAGGAGUUCCGGCCGGAGAGGUUCGAGGGGAGGAGCGUCGACGUGAAGGGGCACGACUUCGAGCUGCUGCCGUUCGGGGCGGGGAGGAGGAUGUGCCCGGGGUAUCAGCUCGGGCUGAAGAUGGUGCAGUCGAGCCUGGCGAAUCUCCUCCACGGAUUCCGGUGGAGGCUUCCGGAGGGGGCAGCGCCAGAGGAUCUCAACAUGGAGGAGCUCUUCGGUCUGACCACCCCCAAGAAGAUACCCCUGGAAGUCGUCGCGGAGUUGAGACUCGCGAGCCAGGUGUACAGUCUCUGA
Spirodela intermedia is the source of this 1637-nucleotide messenger RNA. NCBI's taxonomy places the organism in Eukaryota, Viridiplantae, Streptophyta, Magnoliopsida, Alismatales, Araceae. The record is from the annotation of a GenBank genome assembly.